AUGUUUUCGUGGCUGGCAAGGAUAGCGUGGACGUGUUGGAAGCCAGUGAGGAGAUAUGCCCGUAUGAGCAAGGAUGAUCUUGAUGACUCAUCUCUUGAAGAUCCUUUGUUAUGGUGCAGAAGCCUUGACAAGCACUCCUAUGGUGAAUUCUCCUUCGCUGUGGUCCAGGCCAAUGAAGUUCUUGAGGAUCAGAGCCAAGUUGAGACUGGCCGUGAUGCCACCUUUGUUGGUGUUUAUGAUGGGCAUGGUGGACCUGACGCGUCUCGCUUCAUUUCUGACCAUCUCUUUCUUCAUCUUAUGAGACAUGCUCGAGAAAAAGGAGCCCUAUCUGAAGAUAUCCUUAGAAGUGCCUUUUCUGCAACUGAGGAUGGGUUCCUUACUCUUGUGCGUAGGACUUGUGGAAUAAAACCAUUAAUGGCAGCAAUUGGGUCUUGUUGUCUGGUUGGAGUUGUCUGGAGAGGGACGUUGUAUGUUGCUAAUCUAGGAGACUCGAGAGCAGUAAUUGGUUCUUUAGGUAGAUCGAAUAAGAUUGUUGGUGAGCAGCUAAAUAAGGAGCAUAAUGCAAGUUUGGAGGAGGUUAGACAAGAACUCAGGUCCUUGCAUCCAAAUGAUUCACAUAUUGUAGUUAUGAAGCAUGGAGUUUGGCGUAUCAAAGGCAUCAUACAGGUAUCUAGAUCUAUCGGUGAUGCAUACUUAAAGAGGCCAGAAUUUUCUCUUGAUCCUACAUUUCCGAGGUUCCACCUUCCUGAACCCCUCGGUCGGCCUGUGCUUACAGCAGAACCAUCUGUAUGUACCAGAGUUCUACAACCCAAUGAUAAGUUUAUAAUAUUUGCAUCCGAUGGACUAUGGGAGCAUAUGACAAAUCAGGAAGCUGUGGAGAUUGUACAUAAUAAUCCUCGAGCAGGAAUUGCAAAAAGACUUCUUAAAACAGCUCUGAGUGAAGCAGCUAGGAAACGGGAGAUGAGAUAUGAUGACCUUAAGAAGGUUGAAAAGGGAGUUAGGCGGUUCUUUCACGAUGAUAUUACGAUUGUCGUCAUUUUUAUAGAUCAUGAUUUGCUGGAGAAAAAACAGCCAGCACCUGAGCUGUCAGUAAAGGGGUUCAUUGACACUGUUGGGCCAUCAAGUUUUAACAUUUUCAAGGAUUGA
Prunus armeniaca (apricot) is the source of this 1146-nucleotide messenger RNA. Lineage: Eukaryota; Viridiplantae; Streptophyta; Magnoliopsida; Rosales; Rosaceae. The record is from the annotation of a GenBank genome assembly.